CAAAUUAAACAGUUCGUAGAUUAUACGUCGUGCAAGAUGAACCUAACAUUUACAAUAGGAGGGAAAACCAUUCAGUAUUUAGGAGCAAUAUGUGUGAAUAUCUCAUCGAUUGUGUAUGGAAUUAACGUGGGAUGGGCUUCUCCAGUUAUACUCCUUCUGCUCUCGGAUCAGAGUCCUCUGAUCUCAGGAGCAGUGACCAAAGCUGAUACGUCCCUCUUCAGCUCAAUUCUCUACAUUGGAGGCAUGGUUGGUACACUGAUUUUCGGAUGGUUAGCCGAUAGAAUUGGUCGAAAGUGGUCUUUAUUCCUGGGGACACUCCUUCAAAUUCCAGCACACCUUCUCAUCGCAUUUGCCACAGGACUUACCCAUCUCUAUGUCUCGCGAAUUUUGAGUGGAUUAGCUGCUGGUGCGAGUUUUGUCGUAACCCCAAUUUAUGUCUCAGAAAUAGCAGAACCUUCGAUAAGAGGCUCUCUUGGGUCAUAUUUCGCGUUUAGUGUUUGCAUAGGAAUUCUCCUGGGUUUCGUUAUUGGAGGAUAUGUCACUUUCUUUAUCUCUCCCUACGUUGUCCUUGCUUUCAUUUGCAUCUUUGUCUUCGUCUUCCCGUACUUCCCUGAUACACCACAAUAUCUCCUGCUCAGUGGCAAAGUCAAAGAUGCUGAAAAAUCACUGAGAUUUUUCCGUGGUAUUGGAGAUAGCUCAACCGAAGGCAUCCCAGAAAGUGUUAAGGCUGAAUUGGAAAAACUUAAAAGUACUCCUCAAACUUCCAAGAAAACUGUGUUUGUUUCCCUUGAGGAUUUUCGACCAAAAUCAACAAAAAAAGCUCUUCUCAUUAGUUUUGUGUUAAUUGCUGGCAGAAACUGUUGUGGUAUCUUCCCCCUUUUGAACUUCACAUCAAGCAUCUUCCAAGAAGCUGGAGCAGACCUAUCGCCAAAUUCAUCAGCAAUUAUCGUAGGAGUCAUCCAGCUGGUGGGACUUUACAUUUCCCUAACAUUAAUCGAUAGAGUCGGACGACGGAUACUGCUGAUAAUUUCUUCAAUAGGCACUGGAAUCUGCCUCGCGAUCUUGGGUGUUCAUUUCCACCUUAAGAGUAUCUCCGUGGAUCUUUCAGCUUUCGGAUGGAUUCCUUUAAUCUCAUGUUCAGGAGCUGUAUUUAUUGCUGCUCUUGGAAUCAUGAAUGUGCCUUUCUUCAUUGUUGCCGAAAUUGUUCCCGCCAAAAUACGCAGUUCCGUGGCAACAGCUUUUCUCUUCACAUCCUUACUGCAUUCCUUCCUCUUUGUGCAAUACUUGGUGACCUUCGUGGAUAGUUUUGGGAUGCAAACUUGUAUGUGGACAUUCGCCGGAUGGUGCUUCCUUGAGUUGAUUUUUGUGCUGACCAGUGUACCUGAGACCAAAGGCAAGAAUGCUGAAGAGAUUGUUAGAGUGCUUGAAGGGAAAUUCGCACAGUCAUCGAGUUCAGUCAUAAACAGAGAAGAUAUUGUAGAAAAUACAACUCGAUGAUAAGAAUUUCAUACAAUAAAACUGUUGUCUCUAUA
Molecule: messenger RNA, 1532 nt
Organism: Phlebotomus papatasi
Lineage: Eukaryota; Metazoa; Arthropoda; Insecta; Diptera; Psychodidae
Product: facilitated trehalose transporter Tret1-like
Exons: 4
Coding region: 37-1497 (486 amino acids)
Biological process (GO): transmembrane transport
Cellular component (GO): membrane
Molecular function (GO): transmembrane transporter activity
Source: RefSeq, a predicted model, not a curated record